Molecule: messenger RNA, 1772 nt
Organism: Myzus persicae (green peach aphid)
Lineage: Eukaryota; Metazoa; Arthropoda; Insecta; Hemiptera; Aphididae
Product: 52 kDa repressor of the inhibitor of the protein kinase-like
Exons: 2
Molecular function (GO): protein dimerization activity
Source: RefSeq, a predicted model, not a curated record
GGCAAACACCGUCUGUGCACAAUCAACUAAAUAUCGCUUCAAGACAACAAAAAGAAGAUAAUAGAAAAAUAAUUUUGCCAGUUAUAAAGUCUGUGAUACUCUGUGGUCGUCAGGGAAUAUCAAUUAGAGGUCAUCGAGAUUAUGGUCCUUUGGAAUUAAAUGAACCAACACAAAAAGAUGGUAAUUUUCGCGCAAUAUUGAGAUUUUAUAUAAACGCAACUGGAAUAUCGGAAGAUAAUAGCCAUAUAUUAGCUCGAGAAAACUGUAAAAAAAAUGACCAAUAUAUCAGCUGGAAAAUACAAAACCAGAUUGAUGAUGCUUGUUAUACAACUGCUGAUAUCUCCGGUAUUGAGCAGUUUUCACUUUGUGCCAGAUAUUUUGAUUCUACUGAUAAAAUAAUUCAUGAGGACUUUUUAAAGUUUGUACCUGUUAAUGAUGUGAGUGGUAGAGCUCUAGCAGACACAAUAAUAAAUGAACUAAAAAGUUUGAACAUAGAUAUCAAACAUUUAAGAGGUCAAGGGUAUGAUGGUGCUGCAACUAUGAGUGGCAAAUUUAAUGGAGUUGCUACAUUAAUUAAAAACAAAUAUCCCACUGCGCUGUAUAUUCAUUGUAGUUCUCAUAACCUUAAUCUUUCAAUAUCAUAUUCUUGUAAUUUACCACAAAUCAGAAAUACUAUGGGUACCAUUGAAAGUGUUUACUUAUUUUUUAAUACACCUAAAAGACAAAAGUUUUUCACUGAACAAUUAGAAAUGUUUAAAAAAGAGGAAAGUAUGAAAGAUGAUGGUUGUCAUUCAAAAAAAGAAAAACUAAAACGUCUCUGUCCAACCCGUUGGGUAGAACGCCAUAGCUCUGUUGAAACAAUUUAUGAUUUUUUACCUGUCAUCUUGAAUAGUUUGGAAGAAAUGAUUACAUGGCCGGAUAAGGAUGUAGCAACAAAAGCCAAUCAAAUAAUUUUAACAUUAGGAACUUCAGAAUUCAACAUUAGUCUAUCUGUAAUUAUUAAACUAUUUCAGUAUACUAAACCUCUAAGUGUUUACUUACAAAAGCAAAACAUUGACUUGGUUGAAGCAAUUAGUCACAUCAACACUAUUUUAAAUGAAUUAAUUAAUAUUCGUGAAAAUGCUAAAACAGUCUUUAAUGAUUUGUUUAAAAAUCAUAUUAAAAGAUCAAAUGAAAUGGAUAUUGAAAUAAAAAUGCCAAGACUUGCUAAAAGACAAAGACAUAGGAGUAAUUUUUCUACAGAAAAUCCAGAAGAUUAUUUUAGAGUAUCAGUUUUUAUUCCAUUCAUUGAUGCUAUAAUACAACAAUUAAAUGAUCGUUUCAAUAAUCAUAAAGAAAUAAUAUCUGGUUUUCAAGUAUUGAUAAAUCAAUGUGCUAAAAGUGAUCUUCAUCAUCUUGUAGAAUAUUAUCAAGAAGAUGACGAAAGUUAUGAAAAGGUUGUGUCUGAAGUUGAUUUAUGGCACAGAUAUUUAAAUACAAAUAAUGUUAAACCUCAGAAUGCAUUAGAUGCAUUACUAACGUGUAAUCAGGACUUCUAUCCAAAUAUUUAUAAUUUAUUGCACAUCCUUGCUGUACUCCCAGUUACAUCUUGUGAGUCAGAAAGGUCAUUUUCUUCACUGAAGCGAAUCAAAACAUAUUUGAGGAAUUCGACUUCUGAAACCAGGUUAAAUGGAUUAGCGGUUCUUAACAUACACCGUGAAGUUCCAGUUACAGAAGAUGAAGUCAUUGACGUUUUAGCUUCAAUAAAACGCCGCUUAGAUUUUUCUUUAUAA